AUGGGCGGCAGCGGAUGCACUUGUGGCCUCCUGCCUUGCAUUUGUGUGGGCGAUGCAGAGGAUGCCGUGGACUUCGUGGAGGAAGCUCAAGAUGCACGCAACUCCGGCGGCGCCAUGACGGCGAAAGCGAAGCUGCGCCAGUUAUUCGCGGCCAACGCCACAGCGCAGUGCAUGAGCUGCAUGAUGCUCCCAUGCAUUUGCCCCGCUGAUGAUGACUCCACAAUAUUAGGCGCAGACGAAACUACUAGCGUGGAGGCUGCUAGCCCGUCGAUCUCGGACCAAGACCAAGGAACUGUCGACGAGGAGACGGAUGAGUAUGGGCGUGUGCUUCUGGGUUCAAUUACCACGGACAACCAAGAGAAAAACAGAGGCGACGUGUGGAUAGCAAAAGAGAUUAAACCCUUGCUGAAACCUCACCAAGUGGAAGGCGUGCAGUUUCUACACUCGCACGUAGCUGCUGGCCGUGGGUGCAUCUUGGCGGACUACAUGGGACUUGGCAAGACGCUGCAAGUCAUCACUGUUAUUUAUUCCUUCAUAGUUGACGAAAUCGAUGCUCGCAAGCGACGCAGCAAGGACGAUGAUUCGCUCGGUGGCGAUACAUGCAAGGCAGACCCAACGAGCUCAGAAAAGCACAACAAAAGCUGCGAGGAUGAGGAUCCACCCGUGACGGUGCUGGUUUUGUGUCCGGCUAUUUGUUUACCUAACUGGGAUUCCGAGUUCCACAAAUGGCUGGGUGCCGAGGCGCGUGCGCGUUGUCCUGUUCUAACGUUGGAUUCUUCCACAACAAAGAGCACUACUGCAGGUCGAUUGCGACUGCUACAACGCUGGAAGCGUAUUGGCGGUGUUCUGCUAAUGGGGUACGAGAUGUUCCGUGGGUUGUUGAACCCUACAACGACGCCGGUGAGCUGUGCUACAGAGCGCGAUGCAUCUAUCCGAGUAUGCUCGCGAAUGGCUUCUGCCACCGUGGAAAUCACCAGCGCUUCAGCGCAUGAGACGGCCAAACUGCAGCGCACAGCGCGCGAGUUUCGACAGCUGCUGUGUGCUCCAGGUGCUGAUCUUGUGGUCAUGGAUGAAGGUCACCGGAUGAAGGACCCAAGCUCGUUGCUGUGUCAGAGUGUGGCUCAAAUUCAAACCCCUCGACGUCUCGUACUCACUGGUUACCCUGUGCAGAACUCGCUAUCGGAGUACUGGUGCAUGGUCAAUUUUGCACGGGAGGGAUUCCUGGGUAGCUACGACGAGUUUAGGGCGAAAUAUGAGCGACCUAUCCUAGAGGGAAAUUUGACACGUUCGCAAGAAUUGAUUGAGCUGCUACAGAGUGUCGUCUUGCGUCGAGGCAAGGCACUGCUGCGUUCCCAGCUGCCUCCGAAAAUGGAAUGGAUCUUGUAUUGCAAGCUUUCGUCAGUGCAGCACCGUUUGUACAACGAUUUUCUCCACUUUUAUGGCGAUGAUGGCUCCACCGGUGGGGCCACUGCUGACCUGUUAACUGCAUACGCCGCACUACUGCAAGUGAUGAACCAUCCGGAUAUUAUUUAUUCAAAACUCUGUCCUUCCCAGGAAGAUGGAUCCGCGUCGCUGCUAGAGGAGGACGAAUUCAACGAUGUUUUGGACGAUUCGAGCGGCUGGGCGUGGGAGAGUGAAGAACGCUUACAGGAAAAGCGACAGCUUGCUGCAGCUCAGAGGCGUAGAAAGCGCCAGAAGAUCACGGACACGCAAAAAUCCUGCGAAUGGGCGCGCUCUGUUAUCUUCGGCGAAAGCGGAGGAGCUGUCGUGCCUUCAGUGCAGCCCGUGGCAAGUACGUAUCACGCACAAGUGCUUGAAAACAGUGGAAAAAUGGCGGUACUUUUGCGUAUUGUGGAAGAAAGCUUUGCUUGCGGCGAUAAAGUGGUCGUGUUCUCCCAGAGUGUGCCUACUUUGAAGGUUAUAUCCGAUUUCCUGCGAGCAAGUGCCUUCAGUCCAUCGCGUGCUGCUGACGACACUGCUAAGGGACGGAAACGCUUGAAGGAAGGUGGUCCAGCAAGCAAACCAAAACGCCGUAGAAUUGCCCCGCGCCCGAAUCGUGACCCUGCUGGAAUUCUGCGCAAGCGUCGGAGCCAGGCAGGGGCUAGCAGCCAGAGUGCUCGUAAGACUGGUGUUGCCGCUGCGGUGUCAAAUGCCCCAUCCAAUGAGUGGUUUUUGCAGAUCGACGGCAGCACAAACGGCGCCAAACGUAUGGAGUACAUUCAGCGCUUUAGCUCUGCAGAUUCGCCAGUGAAGCUGCUUUUGGUGUCUACGCGCGCUGGUGCAGAGGGUAUCAACCUUCACGCAGCAAAUCGUUUAGUGCUUUUCGAUGUUAGCUGGAAUCCCUCCAACGACCACCAGUCAAUGUGCCGCUCGCACCGCAUCGGUCAGGCCAAAACUGUGCACGUAUACCGACUAGUGAGCACAGGCACAAUGGAGCGCAUGAUAUACGAGCAACAGAUGAAAAAAGUUGAUCUUUCGACGUCGGUGGUGGACAGCCAUGAGCGCGUAGACCAAAAGGAGCGCACAGCGGAAGCUUCCAGUCUAUCAAUUACGGACGCAACAUCUCCGGCAAAGGGGGCAACGAGUCCGGUGCCAUUUAGUGGGUUCCUCCAGCCUCCUACCGAGACGGAUAAAGAGCUCGUGGUAGAUGAGGACAUCGCUAGAGAGGACGACGUAUUGGCAUCGUGCGUUAAGCAGCUAGGCCGCUGGAUUGCUGGCGUCCAUCGUGUGCAUGAGCCCCUGGACGACGAGAAACAGGUUCUUGCGUAA
Molecule: messenger RNA, 2769 nt
Organism: Phytophthora nicotianae INRA-310
Lineage: Eukaryota; Oomycota; Peronosporomycetes; Peronosporales; Peronosporaceae
Exons: 3
Coding region: 1-2769 (922 amino acids)
Cellular component (GO): nucleus
Molecular function (GO): ATP-dependent chromatin remodeler activity; ATP binding; ATP hydrolysis activity
Source: RefSeq, a predicted model, not a curated record